UUGCUCCCGUGAGCCUGCUCGGCUCCUCCUCCUCCUCCCCCCCCCUCCGAUCCGACUGUGGUCCCCUUGGCUUGGGGCUUCUCCUGCCCUCCUUCGCCGCUCGUCGGGCGGCCUAAGAAGAAACUUCACUGGAUUAAAGAAAGAACCCAGUUGCUGCUGUACAGCAGCAGCUACCCAGCUGCUGUUGUGCCUGAGAAUCUUCAGUUUAGUUCCAAAACUUGCUUGAACACUUGUCAAAUGACGUCAAUGGCCAGCCUGUUCUCUUUUACUAGCCCAGCUGUAAAGCGUCUUUUGGGCUGGAAACAAGGCGAUGAAGAGGAAAAAUGGGCAGAAAAAGCAGUCGAUGCUCUGGUUAAAAAACUGAAAAAGAAAAAAGGAGCCAUGGAGGAGCUGGAGAAAGCACUGAGCAGUCCUGGACAACCCAGUAAAUGCGUUACUAUUCCUCGUUCGUUAGAUGGGCGACUUCAAGUUUCUCACCGCAAGGGCCUUCCUCAUGUUAUUUACUGUCGUGUUUGGCGUUGGCCUGACCUGCAGAGUCAUCACGAGCUGAAGCCGUUGGAUGUUUGUGAAUUUCCUUUUGGAUCUAAGCAGAAAGAAGUCUGCAUCAAUCCAUAUCAUUACAAAAGGGUAGAGAGCCCAGUUCUACCUCCAGUAUUGGUGCCAAGGCAUAGUGAAUUCAACCCACAGCAUAGCCUUCUGGUUCAGUUCAGGAACCUGAGUCACAAUGAACCGCACAUGCCACACAAUGCUACUUUUCCAGAUUCGUUCCAGCAGCCUAACAGCACUCCAUUUCCCAUUUCUCCAAGUAGUCCAUAUCCACCAUCUCCAGGUGGCAGUACUUAUCCAAAUUCGCCAGCCAGUUCCGGACCUUCUAGUCCAUUUCAGCUACCAGCAGAUACACCACCACCAGCAUAUAUGCCUCCUGAAGAUCAAAUGGGGCAAGAUAAUUCACAGUCUAUGGACACAAGCAAUAAUAUGAUCUCUCAGAUAAUGCCAAAUAUUUCCAGUAGAGAUGUUCACCCUGUGGCCUAUGAAGAGCCCAAGCACUGGUGUUCAAUUGUGUAUUAUGAAUUAAACAAUCGAGUUGGGGAGGCAUUUCUUGCAUCUUCCACUAGUAUUUUAGUAGACGGUUUUACAGAUCCUUCUAAUAACAAGAACAGGUUCUGCUUAGGUUUGCUCUCCAAUGUCAAUCGCAACUCAACAAUUGAAAACACCAGGAGACACAUUGGAAAAGGUGUCCAUCUCUACUAUGUUGGUGGUGAAGUCUAUGCCGAAUGCCUGAGUGACAGCAGCAUAUUUGUACAGAGUCGGAAUUGCAACUACCAUCAUGGAUUUCACCCGACAACUGUCUGCAAAAUUCCUAGCGGCUGCAGCCUGAAAAUUUUUAACAACCAGGAAUUUGCUCAGCUUCUAGCUCAGUCGGUCAAUCAUGGAUUUGAGGCAGUAUACGAGCUCACCAAAAUGUGCACAAUUCGGAUGAGUUUUGUGAAGGGAUGGGGAGCGGAAUAUCAUCGGCAAGAUGUUACAAGCACUCCAUGCUGGAUAGAAAUCCAUCUUCAUGGGCCUCUGCAGUGGCUGGAUAAAGUACUCACCCAGAUGGGAUCCCCUCUUAAUCCCAUCUCUUCUGUUUCAUAGUGCCAAAGAAGUUUUUUCAACCAUAACUUUAGUGACCAUUUUCUAAUUCUACAGACACUUCCAGUGUGGAUACUGUAAGAACAUACUACACAUUAGCUUUCUUCUACCAAUGACCAAUUCCAUUGUUUUUUAUCGCUCGUCCUUUGAUUUUUUGAUAUUAAGGAAACAGCCAAGUUGGGAAGAAAACUGAGAAUUCAGGAUUUUAUUUUUCCUUGAUACGCAUAUUUAAUAAUCAUCAACUCCACUGAAAAUAUUUUUUAUGUGUCUUCUAGGAACACAUUUUUGAACUGGUUCUUUUUUUCGGGGGGGGGGGAUAACAUUUAUCUUUUUCCUAAAUUUGUUUAUUUCCAGUUUACAAGUUUUUAAUGUUGUAUAAUGGAUAAGGUCCAUGAACAAAGCUAGCUUUAUUACACCCAAGAUUGCCUUUAGCUUGAAUAAAUAAUGUGACUUAAGUAUAUACAUGUUAAAAACACGUUACAGAUAGUGGUAUUAGAAUGCAUUACUGCAAGUUCUAUGGUAAAUAGUGGUUUUAUCUAUACCCCAGUUCAGUUUAAUACUGCCUUUACAGUGCAAUUGUAUGCAUGUAUACUCAAUGGAACAUUGAGCUACUGGAACUUACUCCCAGACAAGUGUAAAUAGGAUGCUGUCUUUAGUCAAUUGUUCUUAAACAUUUGAUUCAAGGCACUCUGUUUUGCUUAGACUAAUCAGUAUUUUCCCUUGACUUACAUUCAUGCUGUGGGCUAGGCCUUGACAAAGUGUAGCUUUUAAGGAAAUCCACGUCUUUUAUAGUGCAAAACAGUGCCAUUUUGUAGAUAACAUUACGAGGCAUUGUUCACCUUUCCAUUUUUUUUUGCCUGUCUGUAGCUGGUAUCCUGGGGGCUUCCUAAUGUCAAUGUUGGUUUUAAUAAUCACACACACACACACACACAGUUUUAAUUAAUGUCCUUCCUAAUGUUACUGGUGGUUUUAAUAAUUCCCCUCCUUCAGUAUUAAUUACAACCGUGGUGUACUUUACAUUUAUAACCAGAAUAUCAGGACUCUCACUUUGCUAAGUGAUGCAGAAUGUUUGCCUUUUAGAUUACUGAGGCAGACCAGGCCUUCGAUAAUAAAAAGAUCAUUGCCAUUUGGUGCCUGGAGCCUAAGAAAAGAAGUCAAGGAUCUUAAGCCCUCAUACAACACAUCAGCUCUUCAGCAGCAUCUGUCAAAUGAAUUGUCAGUUUUAUGGCCUUUUGUUAAUAAACCUACUAAAGGGCUCUAACUGAUGCAGA
Messenger RNA from Podarcis raffonei (Aeolian wall lizard), 2903 nucleotides. It is a transcript of the gene SMAD5, whose product is annotated as SMAD family member 5. Gene Ontology annotation, molecular function: RNA polymerase II cis-regulatory region sequence-specific DNA binding; I-SMAD binding; DNA-binding transcription factor activity, RNA polymerase II-specific. NCBI's taxonomy places the organism in Eukaryota, Metazoa, Chordata, Lepidosauria, Squamata, Lacertidae. The transcript is spliced from 7 exons. The record is from RefSeq and is a predicted model, not a curated record. Gene Ontology annotation, cellular component: heteromeric SMAD protein complex. Bases 238 to 1635 code for a protein of 465 amino acids. Gene Ontology annotation, biological process: regulation of transcription by RNA polymerase II; SMAD protein signal transduction; anatomical structure morphogenesis.